CUUGUCGGUCACGUGGUCCGGCGGCGGCGGCGGUGACGGCAACAAGAUGGCGCGCUGCGCGGCCGUGGGGGACGUGGUGUUGGCCGGAGACCUGCUGACUUUUCCGGCCGCACAUGGGGCCAAGGUGCUGUGCGGACCCGGCCUGCGGCGGCAGGGCUCCGGCCUGGGACUGGCCGCUUGUAAAUCGGGGAUCCUCAGGCACAAGGAGCCCUCGGUCUACUGGGUGGAUUCGCAGCAGAAGCGGUAUGUACCGACUAAAGGUGAAUAUGUGAUAGGAAUUGUGACCACAAAAUCUGGUGACAUAUUUAAAGUUGAUGUUGGAGGAAGUGAACAAGCCUCAUUAUCUUAUUUAGCAUUUGAAGGAGCCACAAAGCGAAACCGACCAAAUGUGCAAGUCGGAGAUCUUGUCUUUGCACAGUUUGUUGUGGCCAAUAAAGAUAUGGAACCUGAACUGGUUUGCAUUGAUAGCUGUGGACGAUCGAAUGGGAUGGGAGUGAUUGGACCUGAUGGAUUAUUAUUUAAGGUUUCACUGAAUAUUGCACGCAAGUUACUUUCUCCGAACUGUGAAGUCAUCAAGAAUCUUGGGGAUUUGAACCCCUUUGAGAUAGUGAUUGGAAUGAAUGGACGGAUAUGGGUAAAAGCCAAAACAAUUAAACAUACAUUACUUGUAGCCAAUGUAUUAGAAAGCUGUGAAAACAUGACCACAGAACAAAGGAAACGUGCCUUCAAAAAAUUGUCUGAGAAUGUGCCGUGAAUCUCAGCCAUUUCUGAUUCAGUAAAGGCAUUUGUAAGUUCUGUACAUUAGCCUGAAAAAAUCAAUGCUGGAUGGAAAAGUCAAGAUCAUGCACUGAGUUUGAUGACUUUACAAACGUAUUGGUUGUUAGAAGUCUCACAAUGUUGUCAAACAUGUUUAAAAUAUUUAACAACAUACAACUUUUGAAUAUGUUAAAAUAUUCUAGCUGUUGAUGGUCAAAUAUGAAUUAUUUCUGAAACGAUAUCCAGGUUGUGCUCCAGUGUUAAAAUUGAAAGAAAAUGGGCAUUUGGACGUUUAAACAAGUGAAGUUUACACAAGAGUCUUGAUGUAAUAUUUGAACUUUUUUAUUUCUAAAUAUUGUAUGUUUUUUAAUGUUCAGAAUUAUCAAAUUAUGGUUUUCCUAUUUUUUUUAUACCACACAAUUCAAUAUGAUUUGGGAAACUGACAGAUUAUGGAAAUAAAAAUUAUAUAGUUCUGAUA
Leucoraja erinaceus (little skate) is the source of this 1234-nucleotide messenger RNA. Its product is annotated as exosome complex component RRP40-like. The record is from RefSeq and is a predicted model, not a curated record. Gene Ontology annotation, biological process: poly(A)-dependent snoRNA 3'-end processing; U4 snRNA 3'-end processing; nuclear polyadenylation-dependent rRNA catabolic process. Gene Ontology annotation, cellular component: nuclear exosome (RNase complex); cytoplasmic exosome (RNase complex). The transcript has 4 exons. Lineage: Eukaryota; Metazoa; Chordata; Chondrichthyes; Rajiformes; Rajidae. Gene Ontology annotation, molecular function: RNA binding. The coding region runs from base 47 to 754 and encodes 235 amino acids.